Molecule: messenger RNA, 732 nt
Organism: Papaver somniferum (opium poppy)
Lineage: Eukaryota; Viridiplantae; Streptophyta; Magnoliopsida; Ranunculales; Papaveraceae
Product: transcriptional regulator ATRX homolog
Exons: 8
Coding region: 1-732 (243 amino acids)
Source: RefSeq, a predicted model, not a curated record
AUGGAUGAAACACCAACAAAAACGCGUCUUCAGAAGUCUAAAGAGAAGAAAUCAGUAACUGCCGAUGAUGUACCAGAAGCCGGAAAUCCGGCAAAAAAGAAGAAGAAAUCUAAGAAGAAAAAUAAUUCUGAUGAAAAAGGAGAAAGUAAUAGUGACCAACCACUGAAGGAGAUUAAAAAGAAAGCAAAGAAAGAUGUUGUGAAAACAAAGGAAUUUUUAACAUCAUUUUUACCUGCUAAUGAUGAUAACCUGGAAGAUGGAAAAGGGGAAACUGAUGUUGACCAGCAACAAAAGGAGACUAGAACCAACGUAAAGCACGACGCUGCGAAGAAGAAAAAGAAAGUCUCUGAUCCUGAAGCAACCACACCAUCAAGGAAGUCACGGAUAUUGAAAGAUCAGGUAUCACCUAGUUCACCUAAGCCUGAAGCAGAAAAGAAAACAAAGACUAAAAAGAAAGAUGUUUCUGAUCGGCAAGCUAAGGAUCCUGAUAAAGCUACUAAAAGAAAAAAGAAAGCAGAGAAAGCUGCACCAAAGGAAGCUGUCAAGCAAGCUGUUGAUAAGCAAAAGAAAAGAAAAAUAUGUGAACCCAAACAAUCAGAAGACGUGAAAAGGAAGAAGAAGGAGAAGCAAAUUGAAAGCUCUGAAAGUGAAGAAGAAGAUGAAGAAGAAGAACCUGGUCAGCAAUGUUUCGUCUAUCAACCAGUUAAACCUAAAACCAAACCUGCAACUUAG